Messenger RNA from Neltuma alba, 1191 nucleotides. Its product is annotated as phosphatidylinositol transfer protein 3. Bases 224 to 1060 code for a protein of 278 amino acids. The record is from RefSeq and is a predicted model, not a curated record. Lineage: Eukaryota; Viridiplantae; Streptophyta; Magnoliopsida; Fabales; Fabaceae. The transcript has 6 exons.
UGCAUCCAUGGUCAAGAGGGAAACCAGAAAGUCAUGUUUCUGUAAUUGGUAAGUUCGUAACCUACCACACCAGCACCAAAUGCGUUUUAUUUAAAGGCCGGCUUUGGUAUAUGCAACUUCCAGAUUUCCCCUUCUCACAUUUCACCAUCUCAACCUCUUGAGGAUUCUCUCCCUUCCUCCGCGGUUCGAACACCAGACAGCUUGUGGAAGCAGAGAUUCAGCAAUGGAGGCACAGAAAGCAUACAAGAGUCCUCACAAAUCAUCCGCAUCGGAGUCCGAAGCAGAUUCGGCCUCUUCAACUAAAUAUGAGGAAGCAGAAGCGGAAGCACAAGUUUCAGACGCAGACGGUGUAGAAAACAGCACCCAAGCAGAGCUCACCAAGAUCCCUCUCAUGAGAGCCGCCGUUGAAGCCAAGGAUCCCUCCGCUAAGGAAGCAGAUGAUUUGAUGAUCAGGAGAUUCUUGCGAGCUCGUGAUCUAGAUAUAGAGAAGGCUUCAGCAAUGUUUCUCAAGUUUUUGAAAUGGAGAAGAUCAUUUGUUCCUAAUGGCUUCGUAUCUGAAUCAGAGAUUCCCAAUGAGUUAGCCCACGAGAAGGUGUACGUGCAAGGAGUCGAUAAGUUAGGACGACCAAUAAUAGUCGCCUUUGGUGCAAAACAUUAUCAAAACCCAGAUGGCGUCGAUGAAUUCAGACGAUUGGUGACCUAUAUUCUUGAGAAAGUGUGUUCAAGGAUACCACCGGGACAAGAAAAGUUUGUUGCAAUAGCAGAUCUCAAAGGUUGGAGAUAUGCAAACAGUGACGUUCGUGGAUAUCUAGCCGCUCUUUCUAUUUUGCAGGAUUACUACCCAGAAAGAUUGGGGAAGUUGUUUAUAGUGCAUGCGUCCUCCAUAUUUAUGACAGUUUGGAAGAUGAUAUACCCCUUCAUAGAUAACAAAACCAAGAAGAAGAUAACCUUUGUGGAGAAGAGUAAGAUCAAAUCAACACUGAUGGAAGAAAUAGACGAAAGUCAAAUCCCAGAGACAUAUGGAGGCCAACUUCCAUUAGUUCCGAUCCAGGAUAGCUAAUUUAUUUACUACCAUAUGCUUGAUUUUAUGAUUUGUAUUAUCUUCUUUUGCAUUAGAUAGCUCCCAAUGCUGUAUCAAAUGCUAUAUAGAAUUGUAAUUCCACAUGAUAAUCAAGUUAUAUAUCUAUAUAU